Molecule: messenger RNA, 3003 nt
Organism: Equus quagga
Lineage: Eukaryota; Metazoa; Chordata; Mammalia; Perissodactyla; Equidae
Product: zinc finger protein 345
Exons: 4
Coding region: 252-2474 (740 amino acids)
Biological process (GO): regulation of transcription by RNA polymerase II
Molecular function (GO): RNA polymerase II cis-regulatory region sequence-specific DNA binding; DNA-binding transcription factor activity, RNA polymerase II-specific
Source: RefSeq, a predicted model, not a curated record
GGUUGGGGCAGACGGCCUGAGGGCGCCCUGGGAGCUGUCGGUUGUGCUUGUCCCAGUUGGAGCGGAGCGGUGCUGACCAGACCGGAGGGGGCGUAGCUCUGCUCUGCUUGCACAGAAGCUUCCAGAGUGGAAUAAAGAAUGGCUGUUGAACAUCCACAAGGCACCUGCAAGACUGUGACUCAAGGUUGAGACCAAGAAAUUAUUUCUGAAAAAAGGAUAUUUAUGGAAUAUAAUCAUCCUGAUGGGAAAUAAUGGAAAGACUUAUAAGAAACAGCAUUGAGUAUUCAAGUUUCAGAGGUGAUUGGGAAUGUAAAAGCCAGUUUGAGAGAAAACAGGAAUCUCAGGAAGGACAUUUCAGUCAAAUGAUAUUCACUCCUGAAGACAUGCCCACUUUCAAUACCCAGCUUCAGAGAAUUCAUACUGAUGAGAAACUCCUUGAAUGUAAGGAAUGUGGGAAGGAUUUUAGUUUUGUUUCAGUCCUUAUACGACAUCAGCGAAUUCAUACUGGUGAGAAACCUUAUGAAUGUAAAGAAUGUGGCAAGGCUUUUGGUAGUGGUGCAAACCUUGCUUACCAUCAGAGAAUUCAUACGGGUGAAAAACCUUAUGAAUGUAAUGAAUGUGGGAAGGCAUUUGGUAGUGGCUCAAACCUUACUCACCAUCAGAGAAUUCAUACUGGUGAGAAACCAUAUGAAUGUAAGGAAUGCGGGAAAGCAUUUAGUUUUGGAUCAGGCCUUAUUCGACAUCAGAUAAUUCACAGUGGUGAAAAGCCCUAUGAAUGUAAGGAAUGUGGAAAGUCCUUUAGUUUUGAAUCAGCCCUUACUCGGCAUCACAGAAUUCACACAGGUGAGAAACCUUAUGAAUGUAAGGAUUGUGGGAAGGCCUUUGGCAGUGGUUCAAACCUUACUCAACAUCGGAGGAUUCAUACUGGUGAGAAACCUUAUGAAUGUAAAUCAUGUGGAAUGGCCUUUAGCAGUGGUUCAGCCCUUACUCGGCAUCAGAGAAUUCAUACUGGUGAGAAACCAUAUAUAUGUAAUGAAUGUGGGAAGGCUUUUAGUUUUGGAUCAGCCCUUACUCGACAUCAAAGAAUUCACACUGGUGAGAAACCUUAUGUAUGUAAGGAGUGUGGGAAGGCUUUUAAUAGUGGCUCGGAUCUCACUCAGCAUCAGAGAAUUCACACUGGUGAGAAACCCUAUGAGUGUAAGGAAUGUGAGAAAGCCUUUAGAAGUGGUUCAAAGCUUAUUCAGCAUCAAAGAAUGCACACUGGUGAGAAACCCUAUGAGUGUAAGGAAUGUGGGAAGGCCUUUAGUAGUGGUUCAGACCUUACUCAACAUCAGAGAAUUCAUACUGGUGAGAAACCCUAUGAAUGUAAGGAAUGUGGGAAAGCUUUUGGUAGUGGCGCAAAACUUAUUCAACAUCAGCUAAUUCACACUGGUGAAAAACCUUAUGAAUGUAAAGAAUGUGGAAAGUCUUUUAGUAGUGGCUCAGCUCUUAAUCGGCACCAGAGAAUACAUACUGGUGAGAAACCAUAUGAAUGUAAGAAGUGUGGGAAGACUUUUGGGAGGGGUUCAGAGAUUCAGCAACAUAAGAAAAAUUAUAGUGGUAAGAUCUGUGAAAUUCAUACUGGUGAAAAACCCUAUGAGUGUAAUGAAUGUGGAAAGGCCUUUAGUACUAGUUCAAUAUUUAGAGUACAUCAAAGGAUUCACACAGGUGAGAAACCCAAUGAAUGUAAAGAAUGUGGAAAAGCCUUUCGUCAUUCCUCAUACCUUACUCAACAUCAAAGAAUUCAUACUGGUGAGAAACCUUACAAAUGUAAGUAUUGUGUUAGGGCAUUUAGUAAUGUUUCAGCCUUUAUUCGCCAUCAGAGGAUUCAUACUGGUGAGAAGCCCUACAAAUGUAAGGAAUGUGAAAGAGCCUUUAGUACUGCCUCAAUACUUACAGCACAUCAGAGAAUUCACUCAGGUGAGAAACCCUAUGUGUGUAAGGAGUGUGGGAAGGCCUUUCGUCAGUCUUCAGACCUUACUCAGCAUCAGAGAAUUCAUACUGGUGAGAAACCCUAUAAAUGUAAGGAGUGUGAAAGGGCCUUUCGUCGUUCAUCAGAACUUUCUCGACAUAAAUCAAUUCAUGCUGGUGAGAAAUUGUGUGAAUGUAAGGAAUGUGGAAAGAUCUUGAGUAAAGAUUCAAUACUUAUACAACAUCAGAAAAUUCACACUGGUGAGAAAACCUGGGAAUGUAAUGAAUGUGGGAAAGUUUUUACUUGUGCAACAUACCUGACUCGGCAUCAGCGAAUUCAUGCUGGCAAUAAACCACAUACUUGCAACAAAUGUGAGAAAGCCUUUCUUCGUUCUUCAGACCUUAUUCUGCAUCAAAGAAUUCAUACUGGUGAGAAACCAUAUAAAUGUAAGGAAUGUGGGAAGGCUUUUGCAAGAGGUUCAAAUCUUAAUCGCCAUCAAAAAGUUCAUAAUGGUAAGAAAUAGUAUGAAAGGAGGCUUUGUAAGACUUUUGAGCAUGCCUUUUAGGUCACCUGACGUGAGAGAUAAACCCUGGAAACAAAAUUAAUAGGAGAAAUCCUAAGAAAUUCAUCGGUGGGAAAAACAUAAAAAUAUAAUUAAUACAAGAAUGCCUUAAGUGUUUCACAGUUUGACUAUCAUAAGAAGAAAAUGAACAUUGGAAAGCCUUUAUCAACAGUUCACUUUUUUCUAAAUUUCAAAAACUUUCUAAUCAUGAGUGUAGAAAGUGAAAAAUCUUCUUUGUUGCAUUUUUAUUAUUUAAAAAUACUUUAAAUCCACUUUAUUUUUUGUUUAGCUAGGAUUAGUUUGGUUUGCACAUAACUAAAGUACUAUCGUAAGUUGCACAUUAAAUUUUUAAAUUUAUUUUGUUCUCACCGAAAUUCUUAUUCCAAUACCACUUAUCCAGUAAUUAUUUCCUGAUGCUUUUUAUGCACAGUUUAAUGACAUUUUAUAUUCUUAGUAUUAUAAGCUUGGAUUUAAUGACAGUCCUUUUAUA